This is a messenger RNA of Scedosporium apiospermum, 234 nucleotides long. RefSeq lists its product as uncharacterized. Lineage: Eukaryota; Fungi; Ascomycota; Sordariomycetes; Microascales; Microascaceae. The transcript is spliced from 2 exons. Bases 1 to 234 code for a protein of 77 amino acids. The record is from RefSeq and is a predicted model, not a curated record.
AUGUACUUCAAGACCAUCGUCCUCUCCACCUUCGCGGCUCUCGCCCUCGCCAACCCUCUCACCCCUCCUGCCAAGUGCAAGCCCGCCACCUACGCUUGUGCCAAGAACAGCCAAUCCGGUGUUCCUGGCUGGCAGAUCUGCGAUACCCAGGGUGUCUGGCAGUACGGCGGUGACUGCCCCCCCAAGACCACCUGCUACUUCAACGAGGUCAACCAGUCCCCUUACUGCAUCUAA